AUGACGGAACCGGAGAUUGAAACUGAUCAGACAGUGACUGAUCAGACGGAACCGGAGAUUGAAACUGAUCAGUCAGUGACUGAUCAGACCAGCGAACUUUUGAAGGAGGUUAAGACGGAUGCGAUCGAUACCGAUCUAACGGAAGACGCAACGACUGAUGAUCAAAUAUCCAUCAAAUACAAGAGUAGCGAUUAUCAAAGUGAAAUAAAUGGAGAUAAGGAGGAAGGAUCUUGGGUGGAUAGGAGAUGGGCUCGCGAGGAUGAAUCCUUUUGGCCCACUUACAUGAAAUCAUACGUGGAGUCGCGGUUGAAGCUGAAGAAAGAAGAUGAGCGAAAGACAAGAACGCCCGAUGUCGCGGAAGUCGUCGAGGGGAUAUUUCCUCCCUACGAGUGUUUUCCCCUCGGCGGCUUUCAACUUGAGCAUCGACCUAGGACGACUGUUAGACCAGAUCGACGCAGGAGGAUGCAAAUCUGGAGAAACAUGAGAGCGAGACAGUCGAGGAUACGGGACAAGAAGGGGACAAGAAGGAUAUUGAGAGUUAGAAGCAGAAGCUUAUGGCCAUGUCUGCGAGAUGCGGAUAUCGAACUAGAGACACGGGAGAAGGGAGGACGGAGGAAACGAAGAGAUAAAGACGAGCCUCUUCUGCGCGAGCAAAGGAGUGACUUCGCUAAUCGCAAAGAAUUGGGCCACGUUCGCGUGCCAGUGUCCUAUCCGGAGAUGGAGUUAUCCUAUAUGAUGAAUCGCGCAGCUGGCGAACGUCCUGGUCUGGUAGACGGUGACUAUGUCAUCGUGCAAUUGCAGUCCAAAGGAAAGAGUCGCGUUUACGCGAACGUAGUUCUUCACGGCUUGAAGGGCAUGCAUUUACCGGAACUAAGCCAGCUGCGAGAGCGCAGAAACACUUGGAAGUUCUGCUUCUAUCAGGCAAUCGUCGCACUGUUAGCUAAAACUCAGCUCAGAUACAAAUACGCAUGGAGCGCCAAUAUCGAUUAUAUCUAUGACCACGCCUGGAUGCUUUACACCCACAUCGGCACGAUUAACGUAAAGGCAAAGCAGCGUCUGGACGACGUCGUCGUGUACAACUACAAAUACAACGUUGAGCUAGAGCUGAUUCAGGAAAUGAAGGAUGUACCCGCGGCGAACGUCACUUUCUUCUACGGGGAGAGAGGCCUGAAGGAGCAGAUUACGUUACGCAGGAAGGAUCCCCUGCGAGUCAGAGUGGAGCUCGGAUGUCAAAAGGUGACGGAUCCCAAAUACAUGUCCGUGCACGCAGGCGUGCGAAGGAUCGAGAAAUGGCUCGGUAAACUGGCCGCGCGGUAUCGCGAUUGCAUAUUUCGCACGAGCAGAUUCUCGCUGGCGUUCUGGCAAGACGGUCUCUUCUGGUAUCUCUACAACCCCUACCGAUGCGACGAGUUCGGCUUUUGGGACGACGACGGUCGCGCCUGCAUCGUGAAGUUCUGCUCCGCGGACUCGCUUCGGAGGCAUCUAAUGAUCCUUCUGCUGAGAGCCUACGCGUACAAGGUAUCGAGUACGCGAGACGAGGAGCCAUCCAACGUCGACGAGGAAGGCACUUUUUUUGACGUUCAGAUCUUCCACAUGACCUUCCAUUCGUGUCAGCUGCACAAUCUGAAACUAUGCGACGCGUUCAAGCGGUCGCUACGAGGCGCCGACGAGGCUCCGUCGGAUUCGCUCGAGAUUGAAGAAGAUACGGAAGACGCGUCCGAGGACGAGGACGAGGACGAGGAUUGCGAGGAUCCGAGAGAAACGAGGGAGAGAGUCACGUGGCUGAGACGUCGCGGGGCGACGACCUGGGGCAAACGUGAUCUUACCAAACGGCAGAAACCGGGCACGGCCGUCCGUAAAGCGAGGUGGCAUCAGUACUACGUGGAGGAGCCCAAUAGACUCUUCUCUCUAUGGGGCGAGAUACACAUAACCGACGGUAUGUUCGACGAGGUAAACCGCGGGAUGCAGGCGUACGCCUGUUACGUGGUGUGCGCCGGCAUGACCAGGAUCACGGCGCCGGAAUGCUGGAGCCCGAAGACCCUCGACGCGAUUGUAAUAUGCGGGGAUCGUUAUUACACCUAUAGCAAGCGCAAGGCCGAGUCCGAGUUCGCCAACGAGGAAUUCGUUCGCGGGGGUCGUUUGGCCAAGUAUCUGUCCGAUCGCUUCGAGAUCGGCGGGAUUCUCUUCGAGGUCCGGGUAUUGCCGGCCGUUUGCGGGAAAUUGUACGCCAAGUCGAGCGAGUGCCUGUGGAGAACACUGGAACGUACGUUCUCGCGUUAUCACUUCGCCAUACUGACGUGCGAGAGCGCCUGUCUCGGCCUCUUCAAGUUCUGCGGGGCUUACUACGUGUGCGACGUGAACUCGUACGGUCCACCGCUUUUCCAACACGGCUACGGCGCCGCGUAUCUACUGAGAGCCACGUCCUUCCGCAAAUUCGUGCCGGUGCUCGUGCUGAUAAUCGACUCGCCGGAACAGAGCCGAUUCACUCUAAAUCCCAUCGAAAUCCUGAGAAUCGUUGAAAUGGACGCUACGCUCGAGUCUCGCGCAAAAGCGCGCGAGAGGAGAUACUGCUUUGGAAAACUCGCCGGCAUAAUGCCGGGGGCAUUUCCGAAAUUUGCAUUCGAUGGGCAAAAUGGGAGAGGAGUGAAAAGAUAA
Pogonomyrmex barbatus (red harvester ant) is the source of this 2655-nucleotide messenger RNA. RefSeq lists its product as uncharacterized. Lineage: Eukaryota; Metazoa; Arthropoda; Insecta; Hymenoptera; Formicidae. The record is from RefSeq and is a predicted model, not a curated record.